Messenger RNA from Leishmania major strain Friedlin, 948 nucleotides. RefSeq lists its product as hypothetical. The transcript has a single exon. Lineage: Eukaryota; Euglenozoa; Kinetoplastea; Trypanosomatida; Trypanosomatidae. Bases 1 to 948 code for a protein of 315 amino acids. The record is from RefSeq and is a predicted model, not a curated record.
AUGGCGUCUUGCGCAGCACUGCUCUUCCACAACUUUCUGUGGGAGCCGUGCGGUCUGUCCAUGAAGGGACAGACCAACACCCCGUCUGUGCAGGUUACGAGCGACGCCAACCCUGGUGCGGAUGUUGGCGCACAGUUGGGCCCCCGCGCAUACGCGCGGGGGCUGAACCGCACGAUCCGGCGCCGCCUCGUAGCGCGUGAUCGCUUCAAGGCCGACCAUCACGACAUCUGCAUGUACAUUGAGCGCUCAAAGAAUGAGAACAUUGUUGUCUAUCGGGCGAACUUGAUUGACUCGAAGACGGGUGAGCCCGUUGAGAGCGGCGCCCACCAGUCCGCCUGCAGCUUCAAGGCCGCGGAUCCGCUGCACGCGUACUGGAUCAAGAUCAAUCCGGAGCACGUGGCUCGUCGCCGCGCUCGUGGUGAGCUUGAAGAUGCUUGCGAGCUCAACAUGAUUGAGCGGAAGCUUGCGUACGGGUGCAAGGCUGUUGUGAUCAGCAAGGAUAGAUUUUUCAGCGAGGUGCUGCCCGACAAGGUGUCCCGCGCUGCCGCGUCGAAGAAGAAGAUGGAGGCAAUCGAACUUCUGUACGACGAGGUGCAGCCGUGCGUGUGCAACUUUGCAGCUCUCUCUUCGUGGCCGGUCUGGAUGCUGCGGUUGCCUCCGCUGGUGGAGGGCAAGGACGCGGCGGCCAGCGUGGCGCUCCACACCGACAGCGAGACUUCUCCGUCGCCGCAGGGUGGGGGCGAGGCUGAGGAGCACGCGCUGCCGACGAUGAACACGGUAGUGGCGAUGGUGACGAUGAUUGCCGGGAAGCUCAGUGUUCUGCAGAAAGUGUACGUGAAGAGCAUUGAGCCAAAGCACUUUUAUCAGCUGCCGAAGGUGGAGCAUAUCGAGGUGCACGGCACGUCGCUCGCGACGGGCGAGUCCACCUACGAGAAGCUCACGAGAUGA